Messenger RNA from Colletotrichum karsti, 246 nucleotides. RefSeq lists its product as uncharacterized. The transcript is spliced from 2 exons. The coding region runs from base 1 to 246 and encodes 81 amino acids. The record is from RefSeq and is a predicted model, not a curated record. NCBI's taxonomy places the organism in Eukaryota, Fungi, Ascomycota, Sordariomycetes, Glomerellales, Glomerellaceae.
AUGUUUCCCAAGACCCCAGCGCCUUCGGGUUACGCUGCUCUAUACAGAGCUGCUGCUGCAAACCCAAAGAAGCCCACCCAGAAUACUGAAGACGGCAGGUACAAGCCCGAGGGUACCAAGAACCAUUCCGACCAAGCGACCAAGAAGACGGAGAAAAACGACCAGGGCGUUGAUGCCAAGGCUGCCGGAUGGAACGUCCAAGAGACCCCUGCUCGGUUCAAGAUGAAUCACUUUUCAAUUCGUUAA